Messenger RNA from Mytilus trossulus (common blue mussel), 520 nucleotides. Its product is annotated as glutathione S-transferase-like. Gene Ontology annotation, biological process: glutathione metabolic process. The transcript is spliced from 3 exons. Gene Ontology annotation, molecular function: glutathione transferase activity. Lineage: Eukaryota; Metazoa; Mollusca; Bivalvia; Mytilida; Mytilidae. The coding region runs from base 77 to 451 and encodes 124 amino acids. The record is from RefSeq and is a predicted model, not a curated record.
AUGAAGAUACCCCACUUAAUUUUCAUUUUUUUUAAUACAAUUUCAACAUUUAACAGGAUUGUAUGGUUCAAAUAAUAUGGAAAAUACCAAGUGUGACAUCAUGAUUGAAACUACAGUUGACGUUUUAACUGCUAUGAUUAAAUUACAUUUCGAAAAGGAUGAAGCCCAAAAGGAAGAACUUGGUAAAAAGUUUAGUACAGAAGUUUUGCCCCAAUAUUUCACAUAUUUGUGCAAGGUACUCAAAGAAAAUGGAGGAAAGUUUCUCGUUGGAUCGAAGUUGACAGUUGCGGAUAUGGCUGCUUUUGACAUGCUUGAUAAACUAACAUGUAACCCAACGAUGGGAGAAGGCGUGUACAAAGACUUUGCUGAAGUUAAAAAGUUUUACGAAAGUGUAAAAACAAAUGCUAAUGUACAGAAAUAUUUGGAGAAGCGACCGGCAGCAGACAUGUAAAUCAAGGAACAUACUCAUUUUUUUUCUUUCAUUUACUUAUUUAAAUUUUUACAUGGUUUUACAUUAACA